AAAGUGGUUGAACAAUCGUGGUACAAGGCGUGAAAGACAGGUAGGGAAAAACGUUUAUAGUGAUUGCUGAAAAAAAAUUUCUUGGUGAGUUUUAUCAAAAAAUUUUGGCAGUUGUAAACAAGAAGUGAGAAGUGAGUAACAUGGGUUCUUCAACGAGUGGAAAAAAACAUAAGAAAGAUAAGAAACAUAAACAUCGUAGCAUUGAUGGAGUUCAAGAAGGCGAAAGUUCAUCUUCACAUCGUCACCAUAAACACAAACGUCACAAGGAACAUAAGGAGCGCCACCGCCAUAAGAAGCACCGGGAACGAGACCGCGAGCGUGAGAAGGAGCGUCAACGUCCCACGGAAGUGAUUGCGCUUGAGGAGUCGGACUCAGAUGACAGUUCUGAUUGUGUUGAGGUACCCCUGGAUGAUCUGCCAGUGAGAUCUUAUGGAAAAGACAGUGAAGUUGAACCACCACCGCCGCCGCAGCUCUCGAGGCAUAUUAAUGAACGAGAAAAGGAUUAUGAACGUCUCAAGGAGUUGGAACGCGCCAAAGAACGUGAAAAAGAGAAAGAAUGGGCUCGUGAGCGUGAACGAGAAAAAGAACGGGAGCGCUAUGAAAGGGAACGAGAAGUGGAGCGACGUAAAGAAAAAGAUAUAGAUCGUGAACGCAUGGAAAGAGAUCGAGAACGUGAACGAGAUAAGGAGCGUGCCCGGGAUCGAGAAGUACGUGAAAAAGAGCGUGAUCGUGAGCGGGAACGUGUACGAGGACGAGAGCAUCGUGUUGAGCCAGAUCGGCACCAUCGUGAACGUGACCGCGACAGACCUGUAGAAAAACCGAAAGAUCGCCAACCCCGCGAAAAACGUUCACCAUCGCCUAUCCCUGAAAAUGGAGCUGGCGAUAGCCUUUCUAUUGAAGAAACAAAUAAGCUGCGCGCCAAAUUGGGUUUAAAACCUCUUGAAGUUGAUAGUGGCCCUACAAAACCGUCGUCAACUUCUAUUGCUGCAGCCGCAGAAGCGAAAAAGGUGCAGCCUGGUGAAAAAGAACUCUCGGCUUAUAAAGAUGAAUGGGGCGAGUUCUUACACAAGCCGGCAGCGAAUUUGAAAGAUAAGGCGGAAGCUGAAAAAAUGCGUGAGAAACUGAAACAACGAAAAGAAAAACGAUUCCUGGAAAAUCAGUUGGCACGUAUACGCACACUAGGCGAAUCAGACGAGGAAGCGGAUGAUGUAUCCAAAUGGGUCUCCCGAAGCAGACGUGCGGUCGAUGAAAAGAGGGAGGCUGAAAAAAGGGCAAGAAUGAUCGAAGAAAUGGAUGCAGAGUUUGGUGUAAAUGAUUUAGUGGAAAAAGAAAAGGAUGCCGCCCGUCGCAAGGCCUACAACGAUAAGCACCUGAAAGGAUUGCGAGUGGAGCACGACAUGAAUGAGUUCACCGAAGGUAAGACGGUCAUAUUGACGCUAAAAGAUAAGGGCGUUUUGGAUGAAGACGAAGAUGCUUUGGUGAACGUAAAUUUGAUUGACGAAGAGCGGUAUCGUAGAAACAUCGAAAACAAGAAACAAAAUCCUCUCAGCUAUGGCUAUAAUGUGUACGAAGAGCAGUACGAUGAAUUUGGUAAUCCAAUUGAACGCGGAAUUUUGGAGAAAUACGAUGAAGAUCUUGAUGGAAAUAAAAAGAAGAGAGACUUUGUUAUUGGCGAUAGCUUGGAAGAAGAACGCGAGCAUCAGAGAAAAUUGCUAGCGAUAAAAACUAAAUUAGCAGGAAAACGGCUGGAGACGCUAGAGGAUGCUAGAAUCGUGCUAGCCUCAGACACAUUUUCCGAAGCCGAGUUGACAAAAUUCAAAAAACCAAAGAAAAAAGUAAAGAAAUUGCGGAGAAAACUCAAGGUUGAGGAUUUGUUGCCUCUGGAUAACGAGCCAAUGGAACAGCAUCUGGGUAAUCGGAGAAAACGGCAACGCGACGACGACAAUAUGGAGACAGAGGACAUAAAAGACGCAGUGGCCGAAGUGAAAGCUGAAGAUGAAGAUGAUGAUCUUGAGCGUAUGCUCUCCAAAGCGCGCAAGUUAAAGCAAAAAGAGAACAUAAUUAAGAAACCACUCCCCAUCGAUGUGAACAGCAUCAAGCAUGAAAUUAAAACAGAGCCCGUUGAUGGUGCAGACGAUGAGGGUGGUAUACGUGGUGCAGAUGGCAACAUUGUGCUCAAUGCCACGGCCGAAUUCUGUCGCACACUUGGUGACAUACCUACUUAUGGUAUGGCCGGAAACCGCGACGAAGACUCCAACGAUAUGAUGGACUUCGAAACGAAUGACGGCAACGAGGAUCGCAACAACGAUCGUCACAAUGAGCCCGAGCUUAAUCAUGGCACUUGGAAUUCGGUUAAUCCCGAUGAGAUCAUACAACCUGCGGAGUUUGAGGAUAUUGCCGAAAAUCUAGAAGAGGUAGCAAUUCUGGAUGAAGAGCCUGAUGUUGGUGCAGGUGUGGCGAACGCCUUGCGCUUGGCUUUGUCCAAAGGUUAUCUUGAGAAAGAGGAGCACAAUCGGCCGAGUAACUCGAAGAUGGCGCAUCUGCAGGCGAAAAAUUAUUCCAUCGAAGACAAAUCGGCAGUUGAAGAUGAUAAGUUUGGUAGACGUGAUCGCUUCCAUGCUGGACCCAUUAUGGACUUCAAAGACAAAGACAGUUUCAAGCCAAACGUCAAGUUGGAAUAUAUUGACGACAAUGGACGCAUACUGAAUUCAAAGGAGGCGUUUCGCUAUCUAUCGCACAAAUUUCAUGGCAAGGGACCAGGCAAAAAUAAAAUCGAGAAGCGUCUAAAAAAAAUGGAACAAGAAGGCCUGAUGAAGACCAUGAGCUCAACAGACACACCUUUGGGCACACUUACCAUGUUGCAGCAGAAGCAAAAGGAGACGAAAACACCUUUUGUGGUGCUAAGCGGAGGAAAGCAAACGGCGGCAGUUAGUGGUGCGACGAUAUCCAAAUAUAAGUAGGGUAUACGUUAAGUAGUUGUUUUGUUAGUUUAGAAAGUUACGAAUGCAUUUUUUCGUACCAUUAAUUAUUUUCACAUAAAAUGAAAAUUAGUAAGCAUUUCAAUACAAUACCAAAAUGAAAAUUGCAAUAGCCCAAACGGACAUUUUUUAUGUAACCACGCGUAACCGUUACGCAUAACGAUAUUUUAAAAAAUAAUAAUCCACUACUUAAAUAAUUCUCAUUCUGAAUGCUUACAAUAAAUUGAAUGCGCCUAAAAAAUGCAAUACAACAAAUAUAAAAUA
Messenger RNA from Anastrepha ludens (Mexican fruit fly), 3242 nucleotides. Its product is annotated as U4/U6.U5 tri-snRNP-associated protein 1. Lineage: Eukaryota; Metazoa; Arthropoda; Insecta; Diptera; Tephritidae. The transcript is spliced from 7 exons. The record is from RefSeq and is a predicted model, not a curated record. Gene Ontology annotation, cellular component: U4/U6 x U5 tri-snRNP complex. The coding region runs from base 141 to 2960 and encodes 939 amino acids. Gene Ontology annotation, biological process: mRNA cis splicing, via spliceosome; maturation of 5S rRNA.